AUGCAGAGCGUACAGAGACAGUUUGGGAGGCUGAUGAAAAGGUCCGCCGACGAUAACCAGGUCGCAAUUCUGCUGAAGGAUUUCGAGCAAGUCGAUAAUUUACUGAAUAAAAUCGUUGAUUCGACCAAAGCCUGGCGUGAUGCGUGGUCCUCGCUUUUAACACACCAGGAUCGGAUGCUCAUCGAAUUCGACACUCUAUAUUCUCCUAUCAUCGGCGCUGCGGAGCCUUCGUCCCACACACCUGUUCUUACCCCGGACGCCACCCUCGCCAGGACCGCGAAACUUAAAGCAGAAUACGAGGACUUAAGAAAAGAACUCAUCGAGGAGCUGGCUGCAAUCGACCUGCGCAUGAUUGACCCCGCAUCGCAAGCUAGAGAGUGUUUGCUUCCGUUCAAGAAAAUCAUCAAGAAACGAGAUGAUCGAAAGUUGGACUACGAACGCUGUCAAGGCCGUGUUGACAGCUACGCCAAAAAGGCAAAACGGUCAGAUCGUGAAAAUGCGUCCUUAGCCAAGGCAGAGGAAGAGUUGUCCAAAGCGACUAUGGUAUGA
Molecule: messenger RNA, 549 nt
Organism: Aspergillus calidoustus
Lineage: Eukaryota; Fungi; Ascomycota; Eurotiomycetes; Eurotiales; Aspergillaceae
Source: the annotation of a GenBank genome assembly